Messenger RNA from Penicillium egyptiacum, 477 nucleotides. The record is from the annotation of a GenBank genome assembly. NCBI's taxonomy places the organism in Eukaryota, Fungi, Ascomycota, Eurotiomycetes, Eurotiales, Aspergillaceae.
AUGAACUACCACAAUUUGACACAAAUUGCUGCAAUCUCCUCGUCCUUUUGGCUGUCAGGCGAAAUAUUUACCUACUCUUGGGGCGCAGUGCCUGCAGUCUUGGAGGCCUGUCCAACCUCCCAGCAUUUAGCUGCAAAACAAUGGGUUGCAUUCUAUCAUAGGGGGCAUGCGUUAGGGCCACCUCUCGCCAUCCUCGGAGCAGGGGGCUUUAUUUGGUUGGCUUUGAAGUCGCAUUGUUCGUUGUACUGGGGGGCUGCAAUCCUCGAUAUUGGUAUCGUUCCAUGGACCCUCCUUUUCAUGGUACAAACCAACUCCCGCAUAUUCGAGUUUGCGAAUGUGAAAGACUCGUCGGAAAAGCCGGUCCGUGAGGAAACGCAACUGGCUCCCUUGCUGAACAGAUGGGCGGGUCUCAAUACAAUUCGCUCGCUUUUCCCAUUUGCUGGUGGUAUUCUUGGAUUGAUAGCAGCCUUGUGCUAA